Messenger RNA from Eutrema salsugineum, 2564 nucleotides. Its product is annotated as LEAF RUST 10 DISEASE-RESISTANCE LOCUS RECEPTOR-LIKE PROTEIN KINASE-like 2.1. The record is from RefSeq and is a predicted model, not a curated record. Lineage: Eukaryota; Viridiplantae; Streptophyta; Magnoliopsida; Brassicales; Brassicaceae. The transcript has 2 exons. The coding region runs from base 897 to 2303 and encodes 468 amino acids. Gene Ontology annotation, molecular function: ATP binding; protein kinase activity. Gene Ontology annotation, biological process: protein phosphorylation.
CAUACCUCUCGGCUCUGUUCUUUACGCGUCCGGGUUCCGACAAGUCUUGGUCGUCUCCCAAUUUCACUUUCUCCGUCUCCUUUGUUCCAGCGUCUUCCCCUGGUUCCUUUCUUGCCGCUGUUUCUUUCGCUGAAAACGUUCCCAUAUGGUCCGUAGGAAGCGUUGACUCUCGAGGAUCUCUUCGUCUUUUCCCCUCUGGCUCACUCCGCCUUAUCAGUGGCUCCAACACCACCGUCUGGGACUCUGGAACCGAUCGUCUCGGCGUCGUUUCCGCAUCAAUCCAAGAUUCCGGUAACUUUUUACUUCUAAACAACCGAAGCAUCCCUGUCUGGUCUUCCUUCGAUCACCCGACAGACACGAUCGUCCAGUCGCAGAAUCUCACCGCCGGUAAGGUUCUCCGAUCUGGUGAUUACUCGUUUCAGUUAGAGAGAAACGGGAAUCUCACGCUUAGGUAUAACAAUAGCAUAACUUACUGGAAUCAAGAGCUACCUUCCUCCUUCAGCUCGAACCUAUCUUCCCCUAGCUUAGGUUUACAGACUAACGGAGUUCUUGUGAUCUUUGAUUCAACUCUCCCUCGCGGAGCUGAAGCUGUUUACAGUGAAGAUUACGGUGAAGGUAGCAAUAAGUUUAGGUUCUUGAAGCUAGGCGAUGAUGGGAAUUUGAGAAUCUAUAGUUAUGAUACUAGGAACAAUGGCCCUGUUGCGGUUCAGUGGUCGGCUUUGCCUAACCAGUGUCUUGUUUAUGGAUAUUGUGGAAACUUUGGGAUUUGUAGUUACAAAGGUACCAAUCCAAUUUGCUUGUGUCCGUCUUUAAACUUUGAUCCUGUUGAUGCGAAUGAUAGAAGAAAAGGGUGCAAAAGAAAAGUAGAGCUAAGUGAUUGCUUUGGCAACACAACCAUGCUUGAUUUGGAUCACACUAGUUUGAUUAAAAACCUAGAUGACCCAAACUCGGAGGUUUUCUUUGUGGGUAGUUCGUCUUGCAGGUCGAAUUGUCUUGUUGGCAGUUCUUGUCUUGCGUCUGUCUCUAUGUCUGAUGGGUCCGGAAAUUGUUUGCUGAAAGGACCGGGUUCCUUCUUCACCGGGUACCAGGGCUCGUUGGUUUCAAGUACUACUUAUGUUAAAGUGUGUGGUCCAGUGUUGCUUAAUGCGCCUUUGAUUGAAACAGAAGGCAACGAUAGUAACUCGAUGUGGAAGUUAAAACUCAUACUUGGAGUGUCAGCAGCUUCGAUUGUGAUUAUCAUUAUUAUGGUCGUGGUGAUUGUGAGAGCAAAGAAUGCGAGAAAAAAUUAUUGGAAUGACGAAAACAUUGAAGAAGUUGUGAUGUUGAAACGAUAUAGUUACGCAAGAGUCAAGAAGAUGACAAACUCAUUUGCACAUGUUCUCGGGAAAGGAGGAUUUGGAACUGUCUAUAAAGGGAAGUUACCCGAAGGAAACCAAGAUGUUGCAGUGAAGAUCUUGAAGGAGUCAAAGGGGAACGGAGAAGAGUUCAUCAAUGAAGUGGCUAGCAUGAGUAGAACAUCUCAUGUUAAUAUUGUUUCUCUUGUUGGAUUCUGUUAUGAAGGUAACAAGAGAGCUAUAAUCUACGAGUUCAUGCCAAAUGGAUCCCUCGACAGGUUUAUUUCCGAGAAUAUGUCAACAAAGAUGGACUGGGAAAAGUUAUAUGACAUUGCGUUAGGUGUCUCUCGUGGCCUAGAGUAUUUACACAAUCGUUGUGUAUCAAGGAUUGUUCAUUUUGACAUAAAGCCGCAAAACAUACUUAUGGACAAAGAUCUUUGUCCCAAGAUUUCAGAUUUCGGUCUUGCUAAGCUCUGCAAAAAUAAAGAGAGCAUCAUGUCAAUGCUAGAUGCAAGAGGAACCUUUGGAUACAUUGCUCCUGAAGUGUUUUCAAAGAAUUUUGGAGCAGUUUCACAUAAGUCAGAUGUCUAUAGUUAUGGGAUGGUGGUUCUGGAGAUGAUUGGAGCAAGGAAUACAGAAAAAGUUGAAAAUUCUGGAUCCAACAACAGUUCAGUGUACUUUCCAGAUUGGAUCUAUAAGGAUUUUGAGAGGGGAGAAAUAAUGAGGAUUUUUGGAGAUCAGAUAACCGACGAAGAAGAGAAAAUUGCAAAGAAACUGGUGUUGGUUGGUCUAUGGUGUAUUCAGACCAAUCCAUAUCAUCGUCCAGCAAUGGUAAAAGUCAUUGAAAUGAUAGAGGGGAGUAUAGAGGCUAUCCAGGUUCCACCUAAACCAUUAUGGUGUUUACCCACAUUUAGAGUUCCAGAAAGUGUUGAAGAUAAUAAUGAGACUUCAAACUUCAAGCUUCUCUAGCCCAAGUCGGGUUGGAAGAGGUACUCUCUAUGGUGAAGAUACUUUAUGCUUUUCAAAAGAAGAGAGUGGAUCUCUUACAAUUUGUUGAGGUCUUGAGGUAUUCUUGUAGGUUGUUCUUAUAAUAUUUCUGAUUUAAUAAAUGCUGAUUCUAUGCUUAUGAGACGAUGUUUUUUUAAACUAUUUCUAUUGUUUUUUCGGAAAGGAUACAAGAUACUUUGGAAGAAAGCAACAUGAAUUUAAAUGACGCAAAAUUAAGCUAGC